AUGGUCCAAUGUGUGACAUUCGAAAUUCGUUGGCAUAAUACGCUGCCUAUAUACUCUUGCUCUUUUCAGCCUAUAUCCGCUGCUCGCUUGACGCAAGUACUGGAUCAUAAUCUAGGGCAAGCUGCUGGUUUACCUCCUGGGCAGUGCCUGGCCGGUGAUGAGCGGAAAGGACAGGAAGAUCAUCAAGCAAAAGUGCCAGUGCUAGCUGGGGGUCAGAGCUGGCGCCUCGCCACCGCAGGCGGUGAUAACAAUGUGCGCAUUUGGAUGAUCCACCCAAAUAUCCCAUCGCCGUCCGCCCUUGCGGCUGCAUCUGGUGUGAAACCCAACCCACCACGUUCUGAAUAUAUUGCUACACUUGCCAGGCACACUGGCGUUGUCAACGUGGUUCGCUUCUCGCCACAUGGAGAUAUGUUGGCGUCUGCUGGUGACGAUGGUAAUGUGCUUUUUUGGGUCCGCCAGGAUCCUAGUCGUCAGCCCUUUGGAGAGACACAAUUCUCAGCUGGCGCAGAGACCGAUGGCGUGAUUGACAAGGAGUCUUGGCGCGUACGACUCAUGACUCGUGCGACGACGCUGGAGUUGUAUGACCUAGCAUGGAGUCCAGACGGGGACUAUGUGGCUGUGGGCGGGACAGAUUUUUGCGUUCGUGUCAUUCGUGUUUCGGAUGGCUCGAUUGUACGAAGCAUUUCUGAUCAUCAGCACUAUGUCCAGGGCAUUGCAUGGGAUCCUUUGCAAAUGUAUCUUGCGACUCAAAGUAGUGACAGACACAUGCACGUGUACGAACUGCAACAAGGUAAGACGACUGUGAGUACGCAACUCCUAAGUCGUCAUACGCGCUCCGAGAUGCGAUGUCGAGCUGUCUCAGAGGCGUUACCUUCUUCUCAAACAGCCCCCGCAUCCAAUGCACCCCUCCAGGACUCCUCUGUGACCAUCCCUCCUAUCAAGGCGCCCAAGCCCACUCCGGUUGCCUCGUCUGCUCAGCCUGAUCAAGUCCAAAAGCUGUAUGGUGAUGAUCGAUGCACGAGCUUCUUUCGCCGAUUAGACUUUUCGCCAGACGGUGCCCUCUUGGCGACGCCUGCGGGUCUCUUUCCAUCCAGUUCUGAUGAACAUGAGAAGGCGACGACCGCAUCGACCAGCGCCACCUACAUCUAUGGACGUGCCAAUUUUUCUCGGGCUAACACACCUAUUGCUGCUUUGCCGGGGCAUAAAUCUACCGUCGUUGUCGUGCGCUUUUCACCGAUUUUAUACGGACUCCGCCCGACAUCCCUGAAUACGGAGAGAGGCCAUCCUUUGCACGUCGCAGGCAAGGAUCACGAUGAACCCAUGUCCGCUUCGGCUUCUGUGCCAGUGAGUGUGAUUGGUCUUCCGUAUCGCAUGGUGUAUGCUGUCGCCACACAGGAAAGCGUGUGGAUUUACGACACCCAGCAAGCUGGUCCACUGUGCUGCUUCAGUAACUUACAUUAUGCAUCCUUUACAGACCUAACGUGGUCCCCAGACGGACAAUCACUCAUGAUGUCGUCGUCGGAUGGCUACUGUUCACUGGCUGUGUUUGAUUACCACGAGCUGGGACGGCCGUAUCUUUAUGGCAAGCAGCCUUCUCUCCACCCUAUCCCGAGUCGAGCCCCGGAACCUUCGGCUCCUAUACCCGCACCCGCACCCCAGACGGCGCACCCGGCGAACAGUCCGGCGGAACCUAUGAAGGAGGAGAAAGAGGCCCCCUCUACCACGUCCGAGCCCAAGAAAAAGCGACGCGUGGCACUCACGUAUGAAGGUCCGCUCUCGUAG
Messenger RNA from Malassezia restricta, 1782 nucleotides. RefSeq names its product chromatin assembly factor 1 subunit B. NCBI's taxonomy places the organism in Eukaryota, Fungi, Basidiomycota, Malasseziomycetes, Malasseziales, Malasseziaceae. Gene Ontology annotation, molecular function: protein binding. The transcript is spliced from 2 exons. Gene Ontology annotation, cellular component: CAF-1 complex; nucleus. The coding region runs from base 1 to 1782 and encodes 593 amino acids. Gene Ontology annotation, biological process: DNA replication-dependent chromatin assembly; nucleosome assembly. The record is from RefSeq and is a predicted model, not a curated record.